Molecule: messenger RNA, 2724 nt
Organism: Podospora pseudopauciseta
Lineage: Eukaryota; Fungi; Ascomycota; Sordariomycetes; Sordariales; Podosporaceae
Gene: SHP1
Product: protein phosphatase regulator
Exons: 3
Coding region: 1163-2401 (412 amino acids)
Biological process (GO): autophagosome assembly; membrane fusion; Golgi organization
Cellular component (GO): nucleus; cytosol
Molecular function (GO): ubiquitin binding
Source: RefSeq, a predicted model, not a curated record
GUUGGUGUAUCAUGACUUUAUUGCUAGCAAAUCGACAACCCUCAACAUCACUCCAAGCUCGUCAGGUCGUCAAGUUCCCUCCGCCUCGGCUUCUCGACCGCUUCGAUACCUGGCCCAAUCGGAUGCGCUUGUCUUCUAGUAAGAGGGAAUAUCUAUCAAAAAAAAAUUACCAUGUCAGCAAUAUCCUUCCAACAAGCACAGGAUCAGGCUUAAUGUAGCAUACCCUUGUGUUGCUCCAUCCCAACCUGAAAGCCGCCUCAUGAGCAAACAGCUCGCCAAACCCAAGCAUCAUGCCAUUAACGAAAGGAAGAAACAGGUUGAUGGCAGCACCGCGGAGGAUAGACCAGAAGGUGGGGGGCUGGUAGAGGAUGACGGCGGGGGACGACGACGAGGGUGGUGACGUAGACAGCUCCCCUGGGGAGGAAUACUGCUCGCUGUCGGAGCGGAUCGUGACACCGGACUCGGCCAUGGGGUUUGGGGGUUCUUCAGAAGCCAUGUUGGUGUGGAUUUGGCGUUGAGUGAAUCCGGCUGAGAUUUGGGUUGCCGGCGACGAUGAGACAGGAACACUAUGCCGACGUCCGGAGAUGCAGCGAAGCACUGGACGUCGCAAAACGCUUGGGCAGCCGACAGGGGAGCCUGGAGUGCCUGCCGGAGCUAGCUGCGUUUGGUUAGGGAAACGGUGGUCGGGGGCCAGAUAAUCCGGCUUGGCUGAUGUAUGAGGUGUCGACCGUAGGUGUUCAAGCUUUCUCGAGUACAAGAUGCUCAGUUUGGAAACAGUUUCUUAUAGAAGCAAUAUAAAGCAAGUAAAUCGCCUCUAUACCAGACAUUUGGUCGGUUUGAGGGCCCAUUUUUCAUCAUGGAGCUAGGCAACUGUGGUUGACAGCUGAGUACCUACCUUGGACGUCGGCGGGGUCAAGCAACCUGGAUGGCGGAUGGCGGGGCAAUCAGACGCCUGGCCGUGCGUCGUUCGUCACGUCGGCCUUGAGCUGCCUGAUGGCCAUCCACUCUCCAACUUCCCCAGAAUGUCAAACUAAUAAGCUUUCCGAGCUGUAUCAGCGACACAACAACUUCUGAUUCCAUCGACUCCGACUUUCCAAGGGACGAUAGCUGUCUGCUUAUUUCAAUCCAUCCAUAUCACGCAUUCAACCAAAUCACGUUCAUCAUGGCGGAUCAAGACCAUGACACGCUGAUCAGCAACUUCUGCGACUUGACAGGCGCCUCGACCGACCAAGCCACAGAAUACUUGACAGCGACCAAUUGGGAUGUCAACACCGCCGCCGCCGCCUUCUACGGCGAUCUUGACGAAAACGAGCAAGGCCCCUCUUCCACCAGCGCCGCCACUGCCACCACUACCGACGCCGAGUACACCGGUCCACGAACAUUGGAUGGCCGACCGGCACCUGAGUAUGCUGGUACAUCCUCUUCGACCUCAAAGAAGCCCGUCAAGCGUCGCGGCCUCGCGACUCUGAGCUCCAUAGGCGGCGGUCGCAACCAAGAAGACGACGAUGACGACGAUGACGAGAGCGAUGAUGACAACCGCCGGGGACCCAGGGAUUUGUUCGCAGGCGGCGAGAAGUCGGGACUCGCUGUUCAAGAUCCUGCUCAGCGGUCCAGCGAUCCGAGAAAAUUGAUCAACGAUAUCGUUGCCAAAGCCAGAGCCAAUGCCACCGAGAGUAAUCCCGCAUCUUCCCCCGCUGCAGGCCCCUCAUCGAGUCGCUUCAGUGGCUCUGGUCAGACAUUGGGCGGAGAUGGCGUAGAGAGUCGCACUAUUCCUAGCUCCAGAGCUGCUGGGGCCGUUCCCGAAGGGCCUGCGCAGGAACGGAUUCUCCAUAUCUGGCGUGACGGCUUUAGCAUUGAUGAUGGGGAGCUUCGUCGUUUUGACGACCCUCAGAACAGGAGCGACUUGGAUAUGAUCCGCAAUGGACGGGCGCCAAUCCAUCUCAUGAAUGUCCGCAUGGACCAACGGGUCGAUGUCAAGCUCCAACAACACGACGAGAACUACCGCCCUCUGCCCAAGAUCUAUCGACCCUUCGGUGGUGAGGGCCGUCGAUUGGGUAGCCCUGUGCCCGGUGAGGUAACACCAACCCUCUCCCCUCCGGCCGCAACUACGACACAGCCUCAGGCCAGCCAGGCCCUGAGCACCGGAGUGGAUGAGUCGCAGCCGACCUUGAUGCUGCGCAUUCAGCUUCCCGACGGAACCCGCAUGCCAGCCCGAUUCAACCCCACGCAGACAGUCGGCGAUGUCUACAACUUCAUUGGACGCUCGUCUUCCUCGCUUUCAGCCCGUCCGUGGGUUCUCUCCACCACAUUCCCCAACAAGGACCACGAAGACAAGGGCUUGGUGUUGGGUGAUAUGCCCGAGUUUAAGAAGGGUGGUGCUGCUGUCGUCAAGUGGAAAUAGGCCUAUAUCCAGCAUUGAUGACAAGCGCCAGGAACAAUUUGGCUUCAUAGUAUCGGCGUUUUGAUGGUUUGGCGGCACUAGACCAAGCGAUGGACAACAGUGUAUCUGUCGGUUUUUCGUCCCGAGCGCUGUGUCCAGCUUUGAGACCGGCUGGUCUUUUCAGCAGGGGAAGGAUGAAAUAAAAAGUAAAACCUGCUCAUAAUUACAUGCUGCCUUGUGUUUAUUUGCCCAACCAUUUUGAACACCUUUGACGCCGCUGCUGUGGUACUAUCCCAACCCGUGAUCUUUGCACGGGCUUUCUCUUUUCCACCACCAGAAAUACA